UGGAUUCAGACAGUGGUGAGGCUUUACAAGAUGGAUUGCAGCGCAAGAUGUGAAAAGAUUGCCUCGUCAUCCGGACAAAUACAGGGUCCUGCUCUGACAAGCUGGGACACUGAUGGACCUGGGAACAAGUAGCUGGCUUCCCUGCCGGAUGUAUUUAUCGCAUUAUGUACUGCAAUAUACCCAGAGAGAACUGGAAGACCGCACUGCCUGGCUGGGAAUUUACAGAGGCUUAGGAAAAAGAUGAACUGGCCCCACUUCUGCAUCUCCUGUUGCUGGAUUUACUUUGCUGCCUCCAGACUGAGAGCUGGAGAAACAGCAGAUGGAAAAUAUGCUCACAAGUUGUUUAAUGACAUUUUUGAAGAUUAUUCCAAUGCUCUUCGUCCAGUAGAGGAUACAGAUAAAGUUCUGAAUGUCACGCUCCAGAUUACACUUUCUCAGAUUAAGGAUAUGGAUGAAAGAAAUCAAAUUCUGACUGCCUAUUUGUGGAUCCGCCAAAUCUGGCACGAUGCGUAUCUCACAUGGGAUCGAGACCAGUAUGAUGGACUGGACUCCAUCAGGAUCCCCAGCGACCUGGUGUGGAGGCCGGAUAUUGUCCUGUAUAACAAGGCUGAUGAUGAAUCUUCUGAGCCUGUCAACACCAACGUGGUCCUGCGGUAUGAUGGGCUGAUCACCUGGGAUGCACCAGCCAUCACCAAAAGCUCCUGUGUGGUGGACGUCACCUACUUCCCCUUUGAUAACCAGCAGUGCAACCUGACCUUUGGUUCCUGGACUUACAAUGGCAAUCAGGUGGAUAUAUUCAACGCCCUGGACAGCGGAGACCUCUCCGACUUCAUCGAAGAUGUAGAGUGGGAGGUGCAUGGCAUGCCUGCUGUGAAGAAUGUGAUCUCCUAUGGCUGCUGCUCUGAGCCUUACCCGGAUGUGACAUUCACUCUCCUUCUAAAGAGGCGGUCCUCUUUCUAUAUCGUCAACCUCCUCAUCCCAUGUGUCCUCAUAUCUUUUCUGGCUCCCUUGAGUUUUUAUCUCCCAGCAGCCUCUGGGGAAAAGGUCUCCCUGGGAGUGACCAUACUGUUGGCCAUGACUGUAUUUCAGCUCAUGGUGGCAGAGAUCAUGCCAGCCUCAGAAAAUGUCCCUCUGAUAGGCAAAUACUACAUAGCCACAAUGGCCUUGAUCACAGCCUCCACUGCCUUGACCAUCAUGGUGAUGAAUAUCCACUUCUGCGGGGCUGAGGCCCAGCCAGUGCCACACUGGGCCAGGGUAGUCAUCCUGAAAUACAUGUCUAGGAUCUUGUUUGUCUACGACGUGGGUGAGAGCUGCCUUAGACCCCGCCAAGACAGGGAGGAGGACCACCUCACGAAGGUAUAUGGCAACCUUCCAGAGGCUAAUCUGAAGACGACCAGAAAUAAAGACCUUCCCAGAAAGAAGGAAAUGAACAAACUCUUAAAAAAUGACUUGAGGUACCAGGGUGAAAACCCGCAGGACGUUGACAGUUACUGUGCACGGUACAAAGUGCUGACGAGGAAUAUCGAAUACAUUGCCAAAUGCCUCAAAGACCAUAAGGCCACCAAUUCCAAGGGCAGCGAAUGGAAAAAGGUUGCAAAAGUCAUAGACCGAUUCUUCAUGUGGAUUUUUUUUAUUAUGGUGUUUGUGAUGACUCUUUUGAUCAUAGCAAGAGCAGAUUCGUGAGCAUUUGGUAUGUGGGGAUAAAUCAAUAAACUUCCCCUGUGAUCGACUCUAAUCUUCUUCCAAAUUAGAAAUACCUAUAUCUAUAUAUACAGAGAUAUAUAUAAAUUAGGAUUUAUGUUGUCUUUACAUUUUGUUUUCAACUUCAGAUCAAUAUUAUAGCUAUCUGUCAGGUUAAAUCAAGCAGGAGGUCCAAAAUUUCAAGGGCAGGAAAACGGAGGAAAUACAGAAGGACCCCUUUUAUAACCUACCAGAGUGGUAGGUGUCUGGCUUCUAGAUCACACAGUUAUUCUCUCCUUUAGCAGUACAGAUAAAAAAAGCACACUACAUUCCAUUUAAAAUUCAAAGCAAAACAAAAGAAACGCAUUUUCCCCUUAGUCCCUAUUAGAACAUGCUUUUUAAAAAAGGAAAAUAGUGAUAUAUUCCUUAGUGUAAUUUAAGUCUCACUGUUACCUUUCUCAGGCCUGGUGCAUUUCAAGCCAUAUCUCAAAUGAUGGAAUAAAAAAUUUUGUCUCAUAUAAAGAAGGUCUAAGGAUCAGUGACUUAAUGGGGGAGAGAGUUUUCUUUGUAAUGAUGAUAUCAUAUAUGUUGGUUAUAUUUUAUAUAAACCUUAAAGAUGAAGUCAUGCCUGCAUUUAGUCUUGGAUUUAAAUAAGAUCAUCAGCAAACUGGGCUUAUUUAUUCAUUCAUUCAAUUAUUCACCAAACAUGUAUU
Messenger RNA from Delphinapterus leucas (beluga whale), 2393 nucleotides. RefSeq names its product cholinergic receptor nicotinic alpha 9 subunit (gene CHRNA9). Lineage: Eukaryota; Metazoa; Chordata; Mammalia; Artiodactyla; Monodontidae. Gene Ontology annotation, molecular function: transmembrane signaling receptor activity; acetylcholine-gated monoatomic cation-selective channel activity. Gene Ontology annotation, cellular component: postsynaptic membrane. The record is from RefSeq and is a predicted model, not a curated record. Gene Ontology annotation, biological process: monoatomic ion transmembrane transport.